UGUAACCGGAACUACGCAUGUACAGGAAGUAGACGGCCUGCUCACCUUUGUAAUCACCGACGGACAGCUUUAACGUCCACACAGAGCUAUUUAACGGAAAGCUCACCGGCACACCGAGCGUCUCAGACCUAAAGGGGGGUGGUUUGAGUCCGGUCGGGUCGAGAUGUCCGUUCUUACCGUCAGAGCUCUGCACGAGCAGCUCGGCGUCAUCAUGGGCGCGUUGACCAAAGCGGCGGUGCUGGAGAUCUGCGGGCUGGUGGAGGACGGCUACGCGGUGCUGCAGAUGGAGAUCAGCCGCAGCCACAAGGAGAACGAGGACCUGAGGAAGAAGCUGCACCUCAUCGAGUCCAUAGUGGUCCGCGGGAGCAGCGGGGGGAAGACGGCGGAACCGGAGGGAGCUCCCACCGAGGAGGCGGAAACACCUACCGCUCCCGGGGGAGACGCGGCAGGAGCGGCAGGAGCGGCAGGAGCGGCAGGAGCGCUGCGGGAGGAGCUUCCAGAUGUGGUGCUGAUCAAAGAUGAAGACUCUGACAGCAGCGAAACGUUCGAGGAAGAUUACAGGACACCGUCUGAUGGAGGGAUGUCUGCAAACAGAGACGCCGUCACGUCCUCUCCCGCCGGCCGGAGCUUGAAGAGAGUCUGGCCGGGAAGCGAAGAGCCGGGCAGGACGCUGUCCUCCGAUCAGCUCGCACCGAAAACCUCGCACGCGAGCGCAGGGACGCAGAAGAGGAGCGCGUCCGUCUACUCCCUGGACUCUCCUCGCAGCGAGCCCGGCUGCUCCGUCCAGCUCGGCGGGGACAAGAUGGAGGCGGGCGACACGGUCUGCUCCUUCUCGUCAGAGAUGGACCCGGACGUCCAGCUGGUCCUCCAGGAGUGCUCGAUGGUCCCUCCGAGCGCUAACAGACCGACGGCGUACUUCGGGAACGGCUCCCUGAUGGAGGCUCAUUCUCCGACCAACAGGGCCGAGCUCGACCUCAGCGUCACGUGGACCAAACAGUCAAAGAGUCACAUGACCUUUGCUCCUUUUCACCAGAACGAGAACGUGGACGGCGACGCUUUUGGUCUGAAGCUGGUCAGCGUCUCCGGCUCGACCUCCACCGACUGCCAGCUGUCCGAGGGCAGCAACUCUGCGUUCGAGUACGAAGACGGUGCAGACAUGGUGAACUACGCCCUCUACAGGGAGCAGCCGGGUCAGACGGGCGCCGGUCCCCGGGGAAAACGCUUCGUCUGCUCCGUCUGCAACGGGACCUACGCCACGGCUCAGAACCUCGCGGUCCACAUGCGGAUCCACACGGGCCAGAGGCCGUUCAGCUGCGAGCAGUGCGGCAAGAAGUUCACCCAGUCGGCUCACCUGAAGUCGCACAUGAGCGUUCACACGGGCGAGCGGCCGUACGCCUGCUCGCACUGCUCCAGGAGCUUCGUCAUCAAGUACAGCCUCAAGUUACACAUGAGGAAAUGUCACCCCGACGUCCCGAGUGACUGAGCGCGUGGAGGCGCCGUGUGCUGUAAAUAGUUUUUUAAAGGAAGGACAGUUUGUGCAGAGAGAAAAUCAAACUGUGAUGCUUUUAAAAUUCUAAAACGUGCUUUCACUUUUUGUCUCUUUAUAAUCACGAGUUCAUAUUUUAAUCCGCCAAUGAAACGAUAGAAAAGUGACUUUUUUGAUCGUCUUGAACGACAUGCGAUUGUUCAAGUUUCUGUAAUAAAAAAAGGAAAUGAU
This is a messenger RNA of Labrus bergylta (ballan wrasse), 1717 nucleotides long. NCBI's taxonomy places the organism in Eukaryota, Metazoa, Chordata, Actinopteri, Labriformes, Labridae. The record is from RefSeq and is a predicted model, not a curated record.